AUGAAACCAACCAUGUCAAAUGGCGAACACGAGAGGAUGCAGCAAUACAGGUCUUCUGAUGCUUCAUGCUCACUCUCGGAUCUCGAGGAAGGACCAUCGUCAGAGGAGGAAAAACUUCUCCAAACCGAUCCCCUUUCAGAAAACCACCAACCAUCAAGGAGCUUCUUGAAAACCCUCGAGUGCACAGGCACCGCAUGGAUAGCCGUACCAGUCAUGAUUGUUGCUCUCAUUGCCGCCGUCUUUUCAAUUGCAGCAGCGGCAUCUACAGAGCUCAGUAUAUCUCCAAAGACACAAGCAACAUCUUUCAAGCAAUUCCCCAUCAAGACGGACGACUUGGGAGACUACAUCGAGUGCCCGACAGAGUCUCCCGAGGCCGCCAAAAACGCAGGAUGCUCCUUCGAUGUGCUCCUGUACGGCUGGCUCCCAGACGCGUGCUUCGACGCCGACAUGUACCGCGACAUCACGACGGACGCCGACUACGGCUUCUACCUGGACCGCGAGGGGCAGCGGCCUAUCGCCAUGGCGGAGCUGAUGAAGGGCGACUAUGUGCAGUAUCCUGAGGCCUACGUCUCGGUCGAAGAGCACUGGCAGCACUGCACCUACAUGCUCAACUCUUCCCUCCGCUUCCGCGCCAAGGAGCCGCCCACCGCCCUGAAUCUGCACCUGGAUCAGCACCACAUCGGCCACUGCCUGAAGUUCUUGUUGGAUCCGGCUACUACGCGGUCGCUAGAAGUGACGCAGACCCGAGCGCUGUUCAGCGCUAAGCGACGAUGCUACCUUCGACAGCAUGCUCAGUUUGGCUGA
Molecule: messenger RNA, 804 nt
Organism: Lasiodiplodia theobromae
Lineage: Eukaryota; Fungi; Ascomycota; Dothideomycetes; Botryosphaeriales; Botryosphaeriaceae
Exons: 1
Coding region: 1-804 (267 amino acids)
Source: RefSeq, a predicted model, not a curated record